Messenger RNA from Symbiodinium pilosum, 690 nucleotides. NCBI's taxonomy places the organism in Eukaryota, Dinophyceae, Suessiales, Symbiodiniaceae. The record is from the annotation of a GenBank genome assembly.
AUGGCUUUCCGAGAGAUGCUGAAGCACGAGUCGGCAAUUCCCCUGACAGCGCGGUUGCAGGACUUUGUCAAGAAGUUUCCGACCCAAGGCCUGUCACGAGAGCAAGCGGCUGAUCGCAUCCACAAAUUCCUUUCCGCCACCCAGGACUGGAUGCUGUCUCAAGUCCUGGUUUUCGCGGCGGAGGCUGAUGAGGCAGGGCAGACAAACGCAGCUGAAGGGCUAGAAAAGUUCCUGCUAAGCAGACUGCAUGCCCGUCUUUUUUCCAUGGAGCCGUCGGAUCUUACGGAGGACGAGACCUUGAGGCGAAGGAUUGACAGUUUCAGUUGGGUGGGCUUCAAGAAUCUAGGCGUCCCGCCAGUGGACACCUCACUCCUAGACUUAGCAGUGGAGCAGCUGCAUAGCUUGGACAAGUUCAAGGCGCCGCGGGACAAGAUGGUUUGCAUCCUAAACUCCUGCCGCGUGAUCAACGACGUGCUGAAGCGUGCCAUUGUGGCAAGCGGUGCCAGCCGCCCCCUUUCAGCCGACGACUUCCUGCCCUUGCUGAUUUACUCCUUGAUCCUUGCCAAUCCACCUCGGCUCCAUUCGAACAUCGAGUUCGUAGCAGCUUUCAGGCAUCCCUCGCGUCUCGUGGCAGAGGCUGGCUGCACCCAGAAGCAGCGUUUAGAAUCACCGUCUUUGAGGUACGCAUAG